This is a messenger RNA of Hypanus sabinus (Atlantic stingray), 822 nucleotides long. RefSeq names its product equilibrative nucleoside transporter 2-like. The transcript is spliced from 4 exons. Gene Ontology annotation, biological process: hypoxanthine transport; adenine transport; nucleoside transmembrane transport. Lineage: Eukaryota; Metazoa; Chordata; Chondrichthyes; Myliobatiformes; Dasyatidae. Bases 542 to 820 code for a protein of 92 amino acids. The record is from RefSeq and is a predicted model, not a curated record. Gene Ontology annotation, molecular function: nucleoside transmembrane transporter activity. Gene Ontology annotation, cellular component: plasma membrane; basolateral plasma membrane.
AGGAUGUUUACUAUAGUGGGGGAGUCUAGGACCAGAGGACACAGAUAGAGUGGACGUGGAGAGGAUGUUUCCUAUAGUGGGGGAGUCUAGGACCAAAGGGCACAGCCUCAAAAUUGAGGGACGUCCCUUUCAUACAGAGAUGAGGAGGAAUUUCGUUGACCAGAGUGUUCAGAUCUGCUGUUCUUUGCCACAGGCGGCAGUGGAGGUCGGGUCUUUAAGGCAGAGAGAGAGAGGUUGAUCGGUCGGGGGAGAAGGCAGGAGAGCCGGGCUGAGAGGGAAAUGAUGAUGAAGUGGCAGAUCAGACUCAAUGGGCCAAAUGGCCUUGGAUCUGUCCCGGUGGAGGGACGCGGGGCCAAAGUUUCUCUGUUACGUCGAUGUUGACUUUUGUCGUGUCACGCGUUCGAGUGUGGGGGGCACUUUGAAAAUAAACUUUUGUCUGCCGUGGGGACGGUUUGUUCCGAGCUUUUGUCAGAAAAGCAGCAGACUCUAAACGGUGCAAGUGCAGGCAGCAGCACCUGAGUGACCCCCCAGCGUGAGGAAGAUGGAUCUGAAGAGCAGCCCCGAAGACAAGUUCUAUUUCGUCCAGAUCAUCUUCUUCGUCCUCGGCGUGGGAGUUUUGCUCCCAUGGAAUUUCUUCAUAAACUCUAUUCCCUACUUUGAGGACCGGCUUUCCGGAAACACCUCUGCUCCCAGCAACGGGACGGAACCGGCCGUUGACGACUGGCGCUUUGCGAACUGGAUGACCCUGCUCUCGAUGCUCCCCCUGCUUCUGUUUACGUGCCUGAACUCCAUCCUGUACCCCAGGUACGGUACACGUUAACC